GCUAUCAGAGCAGUCCUGUCUAAAAUUGCAGAAGAUGGUUAUGAGCGGGUCAUAGCUUCUGCUAGUCAGCGGCUGGAUUAAAGGGAAACGGGAUAUUCUACAACAUGCCGGGAGAUGCCGGCUGUAGUGAAAUUGUUGCGGCAUUUUUGCCACUACGUCAUAGGAUGCACUUUUCGUACAUUCAUAGACCAUCAUGCAUUCCAGUGGCUUCGUUCGUUUCUCGAGCCAGAAGGUCAAAUGGAGCGACGGCAGGAGCGUUUGAAGAUUUCUGCUUUACGUGUGAGUACCGACCUGAAAGCCGACGUACAAACACUGAUUCUCUAUAUAUCUUAUUCCCCUGUUCUUAGAAACAAACUAGACCUAUUUCCAUUGUCAUAUAGAAGAACCAGAUGUCGAGUUGAUGCACCAAUCGUUUGGUGACAAUUUGACCUUCAAGUGCUCAGUAACCUCCAUCAAUGGACGAUGCAACUGGUAGUAGUGCAUGUGCUAUCGCCAUUUGUUAUCGAUUGCUUUCACUGUUGAAUUCGAGUGCAUCCUAUUCGCUUACAAGAUCAUUUGCUAACCUUCCAUAUCAUUCCUUUUCUACCAGAUUUACUCUCUACUCUGCUCACUUUUUCAACUCAACAUACUUUCAGCAUAGACUCGAAGCGCUGCACAAAUGCUUACUGCCUGCAGAGAGGUUUAUUUAUCUCUAAAACACUCAUUCAUAAGCUGGAAUUUAAGAAAUGGUAUUGUUAACGAGACUUCUCUACCUGAUGUUGUGAUUGAUUCAGAAUUUGGCAGACGAGUUCCUACUAUCUCACUCUUGACGGUUUCUUCGAAGGGUUCAUACCUGUCUGCUGCAGAUAACCUAAAGCGGCUGUUUGUUUAUGUUAAUGAAAAUGACCACUGGUUAUUGGUUUCACAAUUGAAGCUGCGCAAACAGGUAUCGUGUCUUUUUUUUUCUCCAAGUGAAAAAGCACUACUUAUUGGAGACAAGUCCGGAGAUGUUUUCAAACUCACUCUGUGUCCGGAGAAGCCCAUUCACGAUACAGAUUUGACUCUUCUUUGCGGACAUUUCUCAAUACUUAGUCACAUGGCUAUUUCGGAGGAUGAAAUGUACUUGGCGUCUUGUGAUCGUGAUGAAAAGAUACGGAUUAGUCGAUUUUCUGAACCCUAUGUUAUCCAAUCAUUUUGUCUUGGUCAUAAAUCGUUCGUUUCUCAGCUUGGAUUUAUUCCCGACACUCGAUAUUUAAUCUCAACAGGAGGAGAUGGAUAUAUAAGUAUUUGGAAUUGUGAGUCGGGUCACUGUCUGUCAUCGUAUUAUGUUUCAAAAAGUGAACUCCAAUCUCUCUCAGUUUCUACGGAUUCGCAGUUCAAUUUUAAGUCGGAAGCUGUUGUUUCUAGGUUUUAUUUUAUCAAAGAUGUUGUCGUUUGUUGUUUUUUAUCCAACCCAGUACUGAUGGCGUUUCAUAUUCAUAUAAAUGAAGAUGAAGUUGUCUCUUGGGGAUCGAAAGCUUUUACUUCCACAGAGGAUAAAAUGCCAUUUACGGAUAUAGCUCUAUGUUCAAAUGAUAAUCGUAUUAUUGGACUGUGUUCUACUGUGACUAGUGUUUGUCUCUACUCUUGGAAAUUGAUUAUUCAAUACAAUACUUGCCAACCAUCUUGCUCUGUCAAAUGGGAUGUUCCUCAAAUUGUUGAUUGUAUAUCAAACAGCUUUCUUCUACAAGUUCCAGCCCGCUUGACAUGAAUAAUAAUAAAUGUACACUGAGGUGGUCCGAAGCACCAAUUUAUCCUUGACAUUUCUGUGAUUGGGUUUUUGCUGAAGAAAAUAGUUCAGAGCUCUGCUGAAUAAAACGUUUUUCUCAAGGACAUUUAUAAUUUGUUUAAUAUCUUGGCUGUUGUAUCUUCCUUGACUUCAGUGUUCAAGAAUAAAACUGAUUUUUAUUAAAAAAGAUCAACUGUACUUCAGUUAACUUUCUCCAGGUGUACUACUGUUUUUGAAAAACUACUCAAGAUUAUGAUGUUAAUAAAUACUCAAUUGUUUAAUACAAAAGAUUGAGCAUCAAAAAAGAAACAUCAGUAUUCUCGAAAUAAUCAAGUUGAGUGUUUAAAAACGCUAUUCCUUCUCAAAGCACUUAAUGUUUCGUAUCGUAAAUAAAUCAUUUACCAGCUAAUCAAAUAUAUUCAAACUCAGAAGUGAUCAUUUGUUGUAUUAUUUUAUGUACUAUAUGGGUUCAUACUCCAUAAGUUACUUUGAAUUGAAAGUAUAACUUUCAGGGUUGAAACGAUAACUGCUAUUCAGGAUUUUCUGUUUACAAAUACCUGUUUGAAUAUGUUUAAGCUUUAUUUAUUUAUUUAAACAGAAACAUUGGUACAAGGAGGCGCCAAAUAAAUUAUUCGAUUUGUGUGAGGGCUGGGGUGCUACUGCCCGGGUACCCAAACAAAAGCAGGUGGUACCCAUAUGGGGCCACACCCCGAGCGUUUGACCUGAGGGUCCAAUCCACAAGGUAGUGGAGCAACGUCGGUAGGUGCCGACCCUUGGUAGCCGGUGAUUGACAUUUGGUUCAUACACCAUUUGUUUCCUCAGGAUACUGGAACUCAUGUGCACCAUUUGUUUGGAAUGAGGGUUCUCCAACUCCCCUAGAUGCGCUCUCCGUGUCCACCAAUCCGUUUAGAGUGCCGGGAAUUUGCUUGUCGUCCCCUCAAUCUCGUAAAAAAACACCUCUGGUAGGAGAAGGCAGUGAGUAGGACUUCCCUGGCAAUGGCUGUAUACGCGUGGUCAUGUGAGAGCAUUAGGAGAGGAAGAGCUGACUUUCCCCACGCUUGGCCGUACCAGGGCUUUUUAUAGUUUUACUGUAAAUUCUUCAUCUGUCUAAAUAAACUAUCAUAUUAUUACAUCAUGUGCGUAAGUAUUGUUAUGUAAGAAAAAAAACAGGUAAAUGUAUAGUCGAAAACUGAAACAGCAUAAACAGACAAAGUGAGUUAGUUUACAUUUAUGUCCUACUUACAAAUAUUUGCAAGUAGCAUUGGAUUUAAUCUUUUAUUUGUUAAACUUAUUCUAUUAGAACAAAUGUAAAGAAAAACUGUGUGUGUGUGGUUAACCUAAUGCCAAAUAAACGAUAGUAUUAUCUUCAUUCAAAUUGGAUUUUCCAAAGAUUCAUUCUGUAGACGAAUAAUUUAUUGUUCCUAAAUAAAAUAGUUGCCCUUUUUCUUUCACAUUAAUGUGUUUAAUUGUGGUAUUUGUACGAACUAAUGAUUCUUUUAAUUACUUGAUUCCAUUUGAUUACAAAUUCCUUAUAUAAUACAUUGGUUUGUGCCCUUAUCUAGUUCUACCUGCCUUAACUUGCACCAUUUCGGGAAUUCUUAGUUAGUACAUAAUCAUAUUGUUGCAAGUACAAUCAAUUUUAUAUGGGAUAGAAUAAGUAGCUAUUGUAAUUAUGUACUUUUAACUAAACAUUAGAUUAAAUGAACAGUAGUAAACAUGUUCAGUUAUUCAAAUGAAUGAAAAAGAAUACUAUUGAAUAGUUUAAUAGG
Molecule: messenger RNA, 3516 nt
Organism: Schistosoma haematobium
Lineage: Eukaryota; Metazoa; Platyhelminthes; Trematoda; Strigeidida; Schistosomatidae
Product: WD repeat-containing protein 4
Exons: 11
Coding region: 659-1729 (356 amino acids)
Biological process (GO): RNA (guanine-N7)-methylation
Cellular component (GO): tRNA methyltransferase complex; cytosol; nucleus
Molecular function (GO): tRNA (guanine(46)-N7)-methyltransferase activity; protein binding
Source: RefSeq, a predicted model, not a curated record